This is a messenger RNA of Caenorhabditis remanei, 471 nucleotides long. RefSeq lists its product as uncharacterized. Lineage: Eukaryota; Metazoa; Nematoda; Chromadorea; Rhabditida; Rhabditidae. The transcript is spliced from 3 exons. The record is from RefSeq and is a predicted model, not a curated record. Bases 1 to 471 code for a protein of 156 amino acids.
AUGAAUAUGAAUAAUAUUAACAAUAAUGGCAAGAAAGAAGGCCCACCAGCAGUUCAUGUACCAAUCGAGCCUGCUGGUAUGAAUCUUCAUGGUACAAUGCACUUCAGUCAGGGACUCCUCCCGUCGUCAUGUUGGCUCGUCGUCCCCGUCUCAUCACUCUCCCACCCACAGGUCCCAGUACCCCAGAUUCAGGUCAUGAACUCCCAGGAUUAUGUGAAAAUUAUCGAGAUCGCUUGCGCUGACCUGGCUAUCACCACAAAACUCAAAUGUCAGAAGAAGCAACAACAGAUAAUGUCGGAAACAGCGAACACGAAAGAUUUCAUGCAGCAUAUGAAAGAGCAAUUCGAGCGAGGCCGAUACGAUCGAACAUUCGCGAUGCUCAACAACUCGGGAGCCCCAUCACCAUCCCUAUCGACAUCUCCCUCAAUGUCACCAAGAGCGUCGAACGAAAAGGCUAACUUAUAUGAUUGA